Uloborus diversus is the source of this 1169-nucleotide messenger RNA. RefSeq names its product ethanolamine kinase 1-like (gene eas). The coding region runs from base 84 to 1169 and encodes 361 amino acids. The transcript has 9 exons. Gene Ontology annotation, cellular component: cytoplasm. The record is from RefSeq and is a predicted model, not a curated record. Gene Ontology annotation, molecular function: ethanolamine kinase activity. Gene Ontology annotation, biological process: phosphatidylethanolamine biosynthetic process. NCBI's taxonomy places the organism in Eukaryota, Metazoa, Arthropoda, Arachnida, Araneae, Uloboridae.
AGGUGUUGUUUUCCACAUCGCCAAAGAAGAAGAAACGGCUCAGAUCGAAGCGUUCUCUCUUUAAAAGAAUAAGUGUGGAAAGGAUGCCCGACGAUGGGAGUGGCGCCAUCUGCCGUCUGGAUGUCCGAGUGUCCAACGAGUCUUUCGCUUCCCUCUGCCAGGGGGCGCUGGAUGUCAUCGGCAUGGUCAAGAACUGGAAGCGGGACCAGAUAGACUUCGAGCUGUUCAAGGAUGGCAUCACCAACCACCUGCUGCGCUGCUACCUGAGGGCCAGCCCCGAUCAGGCGGUCCUGAUCAGGGUCUACGGGGAGAAGACGGAGCUGUUCAUCGACCGGGACCAGGAGGUGAGGAACAUGAGGGCCAUGUGCGGGGCGGGACUGUGCGCCCCCCUGCACUGCGCAUUUGCCAACGGACUGUGCUACGGGUACUCCCCGGGGGAGGUGCUGGACACGGAGACUGUGCGGGACCCCGACAUCGCCAGGUUGAUUGCCCGUCGUCUGGCCAGGAUGCAUGGAGUGCGUUCUGGUUCUAAUGGGGUGGUGCCCCGCCCCUCCCUCUUCCCCGUUCUGCACAAGUACCUGGGCCUGGUGCCACACUCCUUCACAGACCCCCUCAAGGACGAAAGGUUGAGGAGCUGCAUUCCUUCGCGAGAGGAGUUGGAGGCUGAAGUGGAGACCCUCAAGGAGCACCUGGUGCCCCUUGAUUCUCCUGUGGUCUUCUCGCACAACGACCUCUUGCUGAAAAAUGUCAUCUACAACAAGGAGAAACAUGAAGUAACCUUCAUUGACUAUGAGUAUGCAGACUAUAACUACCAAGCCCUGGACAUUGGUAACCACUUCUGUGAGUUCGCGGGGGUGGACAAUUUCGACCCCCAGCUGUAUCCAGACAAGGAAUUCCAAUUGGUGUGGCUGAGGGAGUACCUGGAGGCGUGGCGCCAGUCCGAGCCAAUCACGGACAGGGACGUCGAGAGGCUCUACGUACAGGUCAACAAGUUUGCCCUGGCUGCCCAUCUGUUCUGGGGUGUCUGGGCUCUGAUCCAGUCAGCACAUUCCACGCUAGACUUUGAUUUCCUCGGGUAUGCCAAGGAGAGGCUGGACGAAUACUUCGCUCGUAAAGACGAAUUCCUGUCUCUCGAACUGGAUCCAGAAAGUGGCGAGAACCAUCGGUGA